This is a messenger RNA of Magnolia sinica, 1591 nucleotides long. RefSeq lists its product as uncharacterized. Gene Ontology annotation, molecular function: pyruvate kinase activity. The transcript is spliced from 5 exons. NCBI's taxonomy places the organism in Eukaryota, Viridiplantae, Streptophyta, Magnoliopsida, Magnoliales, Magnoliaceae. The record is from RefSeq and is a predicted model, not a curated record. Gene Ontology annotation, biological process: glycolytic process. Bases 284 to 592 code for a protein of 102 amino acids.
CAAAACCCCCAUCUCCAUCCGAAACAUCAAUCCAUCCCUGUCAAAACCUCCGUCAACAUCCGAGCCCAGCCCCUUUCAAAACCCUAGCCAUUUUCAAUCACGACACUACCAUAUCUUUUUUCACAGUCGGCCGCCAAACCGAAAAACCACAGUCUAGUCUCUUCGAUCGGCAACAUAUCGAUCGAUUUGUCCAGAAUACUCCAUUGGCAUCGUGCAUUGAACCACAGUGAUUUUUUGGGCAGUCAACCUUGGUUGCAGGGUUCUCGCCGAGAUAUUUUGAGAUAUGGGAGUUUGGGCAUUGCUGUGUCUUGUCUCAUUUUUCUGCCAGUUGAUAUGGAGGCCAUUCACAUUCCUUAUUGGUGGCAAAGGGAAACCAAACUACUCUCUCCCGGUCGCUCUCUUCAUUAUCAGAUUCCAUUCUUUUAAUGCUAUGCAUCGCUUAAGGAGGGCCAAAGAGUUCAAUUUCACCAUUAAAAGAGGAGUCAGUUCAGAAGACACUGUUAGUGUAAAUUAUGAUGACUUCACGAAUGAUGUGGAAGUUGGGGAUACACUAUUGGUUGAUGGUGGAAUGAUGUCAUUAGUGGUGAAGUAGAAAACAUCGGAUUUGGUCAAGUGUGAAGUAAUUGAUGGUGAAGUCCAAAACCAGUGAGUUUCGUGUUCAACUUGGAAACCAAUUCCAAAUUUCAAGUCCAACUUUCUAAAUGUUAGCAACUAAUUAUUUUGAGAAAGUAAAAGUUCACCUCAGGCCACGAAGUCUCUGGUUCGUCGUGCUCUGCUUGUUCUGGAACAUCAAAAAACUCAUCAGCCGCAUCACUCAGUUGAAGGAAUGAUCCACCCAGACUAAAAGGUUUGGUCGGUAAUCUUUGCUCCUCUCUUUCUGUUAAAUCUUCACUCAUCCCAUUUUCUGCUGAUGAUUGAACUUCCAACUUUGAUGUUCUCUUUUUCACUUUGUGGCAACACAAUCUCUCUCAUCAAUUCACCCGAUGAGAAAUCGGAGCAUGGGAAGUUUCCUAGUUUGGCCCUGAACAAUUCUCUCAACACCGCAGAAACUAAAAUGGAAAUUUUGAACUGAAACAUCAGACAUGCAAGGAAAGAUAAGUAAAAAAAAAAAAAAGGAAAAGAAAAAAAAAAAGAAACAGAGAUUCACCAGUGGAUGCAUUCGUGAAAGCUUGUUGAUUGGGCUCACCCAGCUCAACCAGAUUUCUAGUUAAAUUGGCAAAAAGUUUAUUUUAAAAACCUUUUUUCAAAACUUGAAAAAACUCGCAGAGUUGGGACUAUUUGUAAAUUUAAAACAUAUCUAAGAAUAGCAAAGGACUAUUUGUAAUACCGAACAAGAUAAUUGUUAUAUGUUGUGGUGUGGAAGGGAUAUAGUUCCUGUAAUUCUCCGCUUUGACUUCUUGACACAUUUGUUCUCUUAAACUUGCAGAUGGGGACUUUGGCAGUGACCAUUGCAGAUGGGUACCAAUGCGGCUUGGUUGAAAUGAUGUAUGGACAGAGGUUGUCGAUAGCUGUAUUGGCCAAGUUAGGAGUGGACCACAUAAAUGAUUUUUUAAUAUAUUCGGACAAUGUUCAACCUAUUGAUGUAAAUAUU